Fraxinus pennsylvanica is the source of this 1479-nucleotide messenger RNA. The record is from the annotation of a GenBank genome assembly. Lineage: Eukaryota; Viridiplantae; Streptophyta; Magnoliopsida; Lamiales; Oleaceae.
AUGUGUAGAAAUGAUCCCACUAGGGAAUCUGGGCAUGCCCAUAAUUUUGGAAAAAUGGGUUUGAACUUUACUGGUGAUAUUCAGAAUUCUAAGGGAAAUCAUGUAAAUGCACAUUUUUCGCAUAGGCUAUUUACUAAUUCGAGUUCUCGAGGUGCAUUUGCAUUUGCUGGGGAGAGUCCUGUGAUGAAUUGUAGGUUGUUCUCAUCGCGCACAGGUACUGAAGGUAACAUUCCUCGAGGCCCUGAUUUGCCAGCAGCUGUGGACGCAAGUGGGCCUAGUAGUGUAAGCGAUGGUAGUAAUGGUGGGGGUGAUUGGCUCGAGAAAGUUAAGGAUGCGUGGCAGUCUACCGUUGAUGUUGUAAAAUACACAGGGGAGAAAGCAAAAGACGUGUCUGAUGAAGCGACGCCAUACAUUCAACAAUUACUCGAUACUCAUCCUUAUCUUAGAGACAUUAUUGUCCCCGUUGGCGGUACUUUGGCCAGUACACUAUUGGCAUGGGCAGUAUUGCCAAAGCUUUUGAGAAGAUUCUAUAACUUGUCGAUGCAAGGCCCAGCUGCUUUCUUAGCCAAGAGCUCAUUGUGGGGGCCUGUUCCUUAUGAGAAAAGUUUUUGGGGCGCAUUGGAGGAUCCAAUUCGAUAUUUGGUCACUUUCAUGGCAUUCUCUUGGAUUGGAGAGAUGGUGGCACCAACUGUUAUUACCACAGAGUACGUUACACAGGCUUGGAGAGGUGCUGUUAUCAUGUCAAUUGUGUGGUUUCUCCAUCGGUGGAAAACAAAUGUGAUUACUCGAGCUUUAGCAAUGAAGAGCUUGGAAGGCUUCGACCGAGAUAGGCUGUUAACUUUGGAUAAAAUUUCCUCGGUUGGUCUCUUUGUAGUUGGUUUGAUGGCUUUAGCAGAGGCAUCUGGCGUGGCCGUGCAAUCUAUCUUGACAGUGGGAGGCAUAGGAGGAGUGGCUACUGCUUUUGCAGCAAGAGAUGUACUUGGAAAUGUUCUCAGUGGGCUGUCUGUACAGCUUUCCCAACCAUUUUCAAUUGGAGACACCAUCAAAGCUGGAUCUGUAGAAGGUCAAGUGGUAGAAAUGGGUCUUACAACUACACAUCUGCUGACUGCAGAAAAAUUUCCUGUUAUCGUUCCAAAUUCACUGUUUUCCAGUCAGGUGAUUGUGAAUAAAUCAAGGGCUCAAUGGCGUUCUAUGGUCACGAGAAUUCCGCUGCAAAUUGAUGACUUAGAAAAGAUUCCCCUGUUAUCGGAGGAUAUAAAGACCAUGCUCAAAUCAAAUUCAAACGUGUUUUUGGAAAAGGAGGCGCCAUACUGUUUCUUGUCUAGAAUAGAGAGGUCCUAUGCAGAACUUACUCUUGGAUGCAAUCUUAAACAAAUGAACAAGGAUGCUGAGCAGGAUAUUCUUCUCCAGUCCGUUCGGAUAAUCAAGAAACAUGGUGCUAAACUAGGCUGCACCCAGCAAGAUGGAGUCAACCAGUGA